Messenger RNA from Scaptodrosophila lebanonensis, 3639 nucleotides. It is a transcript of the gene AhcyL1, whose product is annotated as adenosylhomocysteinase-like 1. NCBI's taxonomy places the organism in Eukaryota, Metazoa, Arthropoda, Insecta, Diptera, Drosophilidae. The transcript is spliced from 2 exons. Gene Ontology annotation, biological process: L-methionine cycle. Gene Ontology annotation, cellular component: cytosol. The coding region runs from base 475 to 2043 and encodes 522 amino acids. The record is from RefSeq and is a predicted model, not a curated record.
UUUGGUUUCGUUUUGCUGUGAAAAACGUCUAAUCAGCGUGUGUGUUCCCCUUCGUUCAUCCUAAGUUUCACACAUACCCAAGUCUAUUUGCUUAAAUUUGUUUUAUUACUCACUCUCAAUCGCCCAAUCAACACCAAACCAAUACAAAGUUUUCAAUCAGCUGCUGCCGUUGGAGUGUGUAGGAAUCAAGGAAGAGAAGAAGAAGACGCAUUUGAGCAGACGUAGAGAGGUGAAACAAAGGAGACGACGACGCAGCGCAUACAUCAUACAUAAAUACAAUUGGAAUUAUAAAUUGCCGUUCUUGACGGCGACGACGACGAGGGACGGAGAGGAGACGUUGACGUGCAACACUACACAUCACGUGAUAAUUACGUGAUUGCGAAUACGCAAAAUUCUGCAUAUAAACGGACACUCGAGCUCUAGUAUCCUGCGUCGCAUAUUUUAUAUAACAAGAAAGAGGCAGCAGGCAAGACAAUGAUGAACAAUCUGGCAGACACGGUGGUGCCCGAUCCUGGCUUUGGAGGUGGCGACAAGCAAAAGCAAGUGUCGCAACCUCAGGACGCCAUCUCUGUUGUGGCACCGCCGGCUACAAAACAAUCGUCGGCUCUGAAGAAAACCAGCCGUUAUCGGAGUCGCUCCCUCUCCGCAUCGUCAACGGAUUCCUUCAGUUCAGCCUCCUAUACGGGUAGCAGCUCGGACGAUGGCGACGAUGUGCCACCCCGGGAAAAAGUGCAAAAGAAUGGCAAGGGCAGCUCCGAUUUCUGUGUGCGCAACAUAAGUGCGCAGCACGCGUUUGGCAGGCGUGAGAUCGAGAUUGCGGAACAGGAGAUGCCGGGCAUCAUGGCCCUGCGCAAGCGUGCUGCCGAGGAUAAGCCGCUAAAGGAUGCCAAGAUCGUCGGCUGCACCCACAUCAAUGCUCAGACGGCGGUGCUCAUCGAAACGCUUGUGGAGCUCGGCGCCUCCGUCCGCUGGGCUGCCUGCAACAUCUACUCGACGCAAAACGAGGUCGCGGCUGCUUUGGCCGAGUCAGGCAUACCGAUCUUCGCCUGGCGUGGCGAAACUGAGGAAGACUUCUGGUGGUGCAUCGAUCGAUGUGUGAAUGCGGAAAACUGGCAACCGAACAUGAUACUGGACGAUGGUGGCGAUGCCACACACCUCAUGCUGAAGAAAUACCCAACCAUGUUUAAGCUGGUGAAGGGCAUUGUGGAGGAGAGUGUGACGGGUGUCCAUCGACUCUAUCAGCUGUCCAAGGCUGGCAAACUGACGGUGCCGGCAAUGAAUGUAAACGAUUCGGUCACCAAGACAAAGUUCGAUAAUCUUUACAGCUGCAAGGAGUCGAUACUCGACAGUCUAAAGCGUUCGACGGAUGUAAUGUUCGGUGGAAAGCAGGUGGUCGUGUGUGGCUACGGCGAUGUGGGCAAAGGCUGUGCCCAAGCUCUUAAGGGCCAGGGCUGCAUUGUGUACAUCACGGAAAUCGAUCCGAUUUGUGCACUGCAGGCCAGCAUGGACGGCUUUCGGGUCGUCAAGCUGAACGAGGUCAUUCGAAAUGUUGACAUUGUGGUAACGGCGACCGGCAACAAGAAUGUGGUGGUGCGUGAGCACAUGGACAAGAUGAAGAGUGGCUGCAUCAUUUGCAACAUGGGACACUCGAACACGGAAAUCGAUGUGAAUGGCUUGCGCACGCCGGACUUGACUUGGGAGAAGGUGCGCUCUCAGGUGGAUCACAUAAUCUGGCCUGAGGGCAAAUACAUUAUACUGCUGGCCGAGGGCCGGCUCGUCAAUUUGUCGUGUUCGAGCAUCCCCUCGUUCGCUGUGUCAAUUACGUCGGCGACGCAGGCGCUGGCGCUCAUCGAACUCUUCAAUGCACCACCCGGCCGCUACAAGUCCGAUGUCUAUCUACUGCCCAAAAAGAUGGACGAGUAUGUGGCAAGUCUGCAUUUGCCCACAUUCGAUGCACAUCUGACGGAGCUCUCUGACGAGCAGGCCAAGUACAUGGGUCUCAACAAGGCCGGUCCUUUCAAGCCCAAUUACUAUCGGUAUUAGAGACGACAUCUGAGGGCAAGUGCAACGCGUACAAUAACUGCAACUGCAACAGCAACCAACAUCAACAUCAUGAAUAAUAACAACAACAGCAGCAGCAGCAGCAAUAAGUAACAUCGCCAACGAAAGUAUUGUCUUUGCAACAAACAGUUUUACAUAAUUAAGUGAGAGGGAAUUUCCCAAAUUGUUGACAGACCACACAAACACAGACACACAGACAGAAAACAUACUAACGCUAGAAUCAGAUAAAGUUAUAGAUCGAUCAAGAUCGACCACACAACCGUUGAAAAUGAUGCGGCGGCGCCUACACAAAGUUACUAUGUAUUUGUAUUGGUUAGUUAGCGAGUAUUUUGCUCAUAGGUACACUACUAAUCAGGAAAAUUCUAAAGUAUGUGCGCUAUACGGCUAAUAGCAUUUCAGUUAUUUUUGCAAUUUUCAACGCUUUAGAAUUUAGUAUUUGUAUUUAGUUUUUUGUAAACUAACGAAACGCUCAGUAAGCUCACCCACGCAUUUUUAAAUACCAACGUGCAUACUAUUUGUAUUUAGCUUCUUCCCCCCUCCAUAUGAACACUUCCAAUUCAGGCAAGCCUGCUAACAAUUUUUUAAUCCAUUUAUACAAUUGAUAUGCGCUGGUAAUGCAUAGCAUUAGAUUUAAUCCCCAAUAAGAAGUACAUGCAAAUAUUCUCUUUAAAACCAAUGGCGUUUAGAUUUCGGAUCAAUUUGACUGUUCAUCUGUCCCUGCUCCCUCAUUUAGGUGGUGAUUGCAAAAAAUUAGUAGAGCCGAUCACAAAAUUCGCUUUGAACAUAGUGUAUCGAACUGGAAUUUGUAUUAAUAUGUUAAACUAAACAAGCAUUCAUCAAAACUCGCAUUCUUAAGAUCGCGAUUAUCUUACAAGUGUAUCGAGCAUUCUAAUAGCUUCUACGAGUGAUUUCUCGUUAGCUUGGCAUUUCUUUUCAUUUGUAAUAAAAAUAUCACAGAUAUUUUGUUGGAGUACCUUGCGAUAAAUAUAAAUUAAAACACAAAGCUAAAACUAAUGAAUUUAGUUUUAUGAACGGUUAAAAUCUGAAAAAUUAGUCGUUGUUCUUACGUGUGAUUUGCAAUCGCCACUAAAAUCAGGGACCAGGGAAUACGGUUCAGUGAUCAAAGAUAUCUUUGGAAAUGCGCCAAUUGAUUUUCAAUUGCUCUUUUAUACGUGACUCAGAAAUCGAAAACCGACAUACGAGUAUAGAAAAGAUUGAUUUAAAUUGCAUUUAAAUCACUUGAUUUUUUUGAUGUAGUAUGUUGAUAGAUAUGUGUACGCCAUGGUUUCAAUUUGUAAUUUGAAUGUUCGGGCACUUAAAACUUUUAUGCACCACUCCAUAAUUCGACACACACAAUUAUAAUAUUUUAUUAUGUUUUUAUAAUCCUCUAUUUCAAUCUUUCUCCAUACAUACAUAAUGUGUACUUAAUUUUUCCUCCAGAAUUUAGAAUUUAUUUGAAACAUUUAUUGCCGAUAAUCUAGAAUUUAUUGUUUUGGAAUGAGCACAAAUGUAUUUUAAACUGUACUUACCGUAUCUCAUCAUUUAAUUUUGGCACAAAAUUGGUUUAAUAAAUUCAAA